AUGAUUGAAAUGUCACGGUAAAGAGGAACAUGAAAUGUAAACGCCAUGGCUGUUCUGCAACUCCAAAGUUACAAUAAUUCAAACAAAAAAUCACUGGAUGGAAAUAAAUCUUACGCUGAUGACAGUAACUUCAGCGACGCAAUGUCGUCGGACAGCGAUGAAGAUGUUAUGGAUGUUCAAGAACAAUUAAAGAAUAUUGAAAAUGUAAUCAGUUUAACUAGGGCUAAUAUUGAAGCCCUCAUUGCCAAGUUUGCUGAUUUCCAACAUCCUCCCGCUAUGUAUCUUAAAGAAUAUGACGACCUGACAUCAAAAUUACACGAAUUAGAAGAAAAUAAAAGAAAAUUAACAGAUCAAUUAAGUAAUGGAAGAGAAACCCCAGAUUUAAGUUUUAGCGAGCCACAACUUGAACAUAAUAAACAGAAAGUGCCGAGACCUCGUUUCUUGCGUGCAUUUUUGCCAAAUAAACAAAGAACUAGCGUUCAAGUUCGAGAAGGUUUGACACUGAGAAAAGCCUUAGCAAAAGCAAUGAAACUAAGAAAUUUAAGUUGUGAAAUGUGUGUGGUGUAUAUAGGCGACGCUGAGUCUAAAGUAACGGUGAACUGGAAUGUUGACAUUAGUACCUUACAGUGUGAUGUGAUUACUGUGAAAAUUUUAGAUAAAUUUCCUAUUCCUACUAGUAUAUCUCAUAAUUUUGUUAGAAAGACGUUUUUUUCAAUAGUGUUCUGUGAAUGUUGCCGAAGACUGCUUUUUCAAGGCUUUUAUUGUAGGACUUGUGGCUAUAAAUUUCAUCAAAGAUGCGCCGCUGGAGUUCCAUCAUUGUGCCAUCAGGUUCGGAUGGCAGAUGCUUACUACAGAGCCCUUCUAGCCCAGCCUCCAGAUUCCAGUGCAGGCAUUUUGCAUGCAGGACAGGCAGGUUUAAUUACUCGUCAAACAACCAGACAGCCAGGUUCUUUAGGUCAUCAGGAUAGGGCUAGUUCUGCACCUAAUGUGUGUUUGAAUAGUGUUAAAGGAUCUGGGGAAGAAUGCACCAGGCCAUUGCCUCUUCUAAAUAGGUCAGCACUGGAACAUGACUCUCCUCAUUGCAAGAGCACCCAGGCAUCGCCCACUGGUUCCCAUCAACCUAAAAGGCCCAGAGCGCGGUCAGCUGACGAAAGCAAACCGCUAUUGGCAGCUAGGGAAAGCAUAGAAGACUGGGAAAUUCCCGCAGAUGAGAUAUUGGUAGGCACCAGGGUAGGUUCGGGAUCAUUUGGGACGGUGUACAAAGCUCAUUGGCAUGGCCCCGUUGCAGUGAAGACAUUGAAUGUUAAAAUUCCGACGGUAGCACAGCUGCAAGCCUUUAAAAACGAGGUUGCCGUGCUACGAAAAACAAGACAUGUAAACAUCCUGCUAUUCAUGGGAUGUGUUAGCAAACCACAGUUGGCUAUUGUUACUCAGUGGUGUGACGGUUCUAGCUUGUACAAACAUUUGCACGUUUUGGAAACAAAAUUCUUGUUGUUUACUUUAAUUGAGAUUGGAAGACAAAUAGCACAAGGUAUGGAGUAUUUACAUGCCAAGAACAUAAUCCACAGAGACCUUAAGUCUAAUAAUAUUUUUUUACAUGAUGAUUUGACCGUAAAAAUAGGGGAUUUUGGACUGGCAACUGCCAAAACCAGAUGGUCAGGGUCGCAACAGUAUCACCAACCAACUGGUUCUAUCCUGUGGAUGGCGCCAGAAGUUAUCAGGAUGCAAGAGGAUAAUCCAUAUAGUUUUCAGUCUGAUGUCUACGCUUUUGGCAUUGUUAUGUUUGAAAUGUUGACGGGACAGUUGCCUUAUUCGCACAUAAAUAACAAAGAUCAAAUUUUGUUCAUGGUCGGCAGAGGUUACCUUAAACCGGACUUGUCAAAGUUGAGAACGGAUACUCCGAACGCCUUAAGAAGGUUGACUGAGCAGUGUAUAAAAUUUAACCGUGACGAGAGGCCUUUAUUCAGUCAAAUUCAUGCUUCAUUAGAAAACCUACUGAGGAACCAACCAAAAAUAAGCCGGUCGGCGUCGGAGCCCAAUAUGAACCGGACAACGCUAUCAGACGAUUUCACGUACAGCUGCGCGAGUCCUAACACGCCCGGUACAUACAAUAGCAAUUUCUUGUUUUAUGGUGGCGCGGGGAACAUUUAAACAUAUAAAAUGCUUACUAUUUGCUGCAGAUUCGGUAAUAAAAAUUAGUCUGGGUGAAGUGAACAAUUCAGACACCUAUGUUGGCAAUUUAAUUUUAGCAAUCGGUUUUUGAUACCGGCUAGCAAGAAUUCACAAUCCAACAAAUAUUUCAGAUGUGAUAUCACAGAAAAACUUUUACUUUUAUCGCGGAUAUUUAAAUUGAUUCCAAAUUUUGCUUUCAAAAUUAUUUAUUUGGGUUCUGUUCUUGUAUGCUUAUAAGUUAAGUAUGUAUAGCUUUGCAGCUAAGGAAAAUAGAAAGGCUUCAGCUGGUUUUGAUGAAAAAAAAAAACAAACUAGCGAUUUAGCGGUUUUAUUUCCUUACAGUUGUAAAGCAAAUUUGUGAAUGCAUACAUUCUUUUGGACGAAUGUGGGCAAUUUCUAAAAUUUGUGACAAGGCCUCACCUUAGAGCGGUCGCUAGAGCUUUUCUUGAACAGCUUUUAAUUUUAAUUUUUCCAAGAAACAUCCACAGGCUACUCUAAUACUAUUUACGCAGGAGGAAUGCAGAAUGCAGAUCGUUUCCAUGAUUUUGGAAAAACAAAUAAUUUUUUUGCUUUUUACUAAUUAGGACGUUUAUUUUAUCGAGCAGUUAUAUGGAACAAGAUGGAGAGGACAUUUAAUUAGUUAUUUCAACCGGAGCUUGUAGAAAUUGGUUUUGAACAUGGCCGCUGUCAGUUGAUAAAGUCCAUAGUUUUGUUUUCCACGUUGUUCCAUCUAAAUCAGAGAUUACCCACAUUUUCUGAUACCUUCCUAUGAAUAUGUUAUUGCAUCAUCAUUUUGAUCACAUUGAGUACUGCAAAAUUAUCAUAAAAAUUGCAAAUUGUAAAAAGUAUUUAUUGAUUUGAAUUUAAUUUUUUUAUAUUGAUAUGAUAAUGUUUUGUUUUAAUAAACUUAUUGAUC
Messenger RNA from Cylas formicarius (sweet potato weevil), 3088 nucleotides. Its product is annotated as raf homolog serine/threonine-protein kinase Raf. Gene Ontology annotation, molecular function: ATP binding; protein kinase activity. The coding region runs from base 46 to 2151 and encodes 701 amino acids. NCBI's taxonomy places the organism in Eukaryota, Metazoa, Arthropoda, Insecta, Coleoptera, Brentidae. The record is from RefSeq and is a predicted model, not a curated record. Gene Ontology annotation, biological process: protein phosphorylation; signal transduction. The transcript has 3 exons.